This is a messenger RNA of Carassius gibelio (silver crucian carp), 2320 nucleotides long. RefSeq lists its product as uncharacterized. The transcript has 7 exons. NCBI's taxonomy places the organism in Eukaryota, Metazoa, Chordata, Actinopteri, Cypriniformes, Cyprinidae. Gene Ontology annotation, biological process: negative regulation of Notch signaling pathway; positive regulation of neuron differentiation. Bases 298 to 1263 code for a protein of 321 amino acids. The record is from RefSeq and is a predicted model, not a curated record. Gene Ontology annotation, cellular component: nucleus. Gene Ontology annotation, molecular function: transcription corepressor activity; DNA binding.
GGACUCGAGCUCGUGCCACGUUCACGUUACGCUACGGUGCGUUAACCUCAAAUGUGUUCCCUGUCAUUCCUCGGUGAAGUGCUGUCCCCGCUUGGAUUCACUCGAGUAUUUGACCUGGAGUAGAAUAAUCGAAAGGAACAUAACGUUAGUUGUCAGCAUCUGUAGUAGAUCUGCAGCGUCUAAAUCUCAGAAAGAGAGAAGGGUAACGUUAGUGUUAUUUCAGUCUAAUACGGUGCAACUGCAUUAUGCAGAGUGGAGCAUUUUUUUCUCGCUCGCAAAUAAAAUAAUGGGAGAGAAAUGAGAAGGAAAACAAAAGCACAGCGAAUUCUUGACUACGAAAAUGAAGAGGACGAGGAAGAAGAGGAACAAAAAGCGGACUGCUUCAGCAACGGUGCACAGAAACGAAGAAAAAUGUUUUCCACCAAAGAAAAAGCAGAAGAAAAUAGCUCAUCCACCGCCAGGCUUCAGAAGUUAACGUUAGACAUGAAGGUUAAUGAGCUGGAUUGUUCUUCCGCAGACCUCUAUGCUGACAGUCCUCCUGCUUCUGAGUCUGAGGAGGCUCAUUUUUUACAGUCCUAUUCAAAGAAGGAGCUCAUUGCCAUAGUCUUAUGCAUGCAGAGGGAAAUGGAUGACUUGAAGGAACAACUUAGGUGCCUAACAGCAUGUGGAAAGCUAGGAAGAAACCUGGAAAUACUAAUCGAGAAGACCAAGAUGUGGUCAAAUGGGAACAACGGUACCUCUCUCGGGACUCAAGGCAUGGUGCAGGCACCUGCCGAGGUGGAUGCUGUGAUUCCAGAUGUAUGUUCUCCUCCAGCUAUUAUGAAUGGGCAAUGGCUGAAUCAGGGUCCAGGACCACAGAAACCUCACAAGGCCACUCAGAAUGCUCUGAGGGAUGGGCUCUUCACAGAGUUUAUCACUCCUGAACUUUUGGAGAGUUGUAACACAGGCACCACUGCCCAAAAACUGACCAAUGACCUUCUCCGUGGACUCUACGAGAGGGAAUGCCUGGCUUCCCACUCCAUAUCUGGAGUUGUGUACAAUAAAAGAGGCCAGCCAAAGCCUGCUCUGCCUACCGAAGAGGUCGAGGCAAUCCUGAGAACCGUUCACUAUUUCUUUCCUGGCAAGACUGAUGUAGAGAUCAAGGGCUACAUCCGACAGAAACUGCAAAACGAAGCCAAGAGACUGAGGAAGAAACCAUCACUCUCAGGCCAAUACGAGUCUAGAGGUCUCAAUCUACCAUUAGAUAUGAUCGACCAAAAUUGAAACAUAUGGUUGGUUAGUGGAUAUCAAUUGUAUGUUCUCCAUGAAGUUAGCCUUAUUCGGUGUUACUUACAUUUAAGAGUCGUGGACUGAGUGAAGUUGAUGUGCAUUGACAAUAGUCUUUAAAGAAAGUCACAACGAUCUCUUGCGGCAGCUGUUUGGCUGUUGGCAGUUGUGACGUUACAUAUGUGAAAAUGCAAAUGAGCGGUUCCAGAUAAGUCCAAGGCCCCGUCCACACGGAGAUGCGUUUCUGUGAAUACGCACACAUUUUUUAUCGGAUCGGCGUUUCGUCCACACUGAUCCGGCGUUUUCGCAAGGUGAAACCGCUAUUUUUUGAAACCGGGUCCCAAAGUGGAUAAAUUUGAAAACGCCGUCUUUGCGUUUUUGUCUGGACAGCUAAUCCGUAUAUUUUCUGAAACGAUGACGUCAUCAGCCCACGUCUCCCCCCUAGUCAGACAGCUCUACGUCAUGUAACAGCAACAAAAACAUGAACAAAACACUGAAUGAUUGUCUUUUUAUUAACUAACAUUAACAUUGAUUAAUAAAUGUAUUGUUCCAUGUUCGUUUGUGUACCACGCGCAAGGUUUAUGAGCAUAGUCCAAGUCUUCUUCUCUGUUUUUAGUGUAUCUCUGUGGCAGAAUUGCAGCGCCACAUACUGGUCUGGCAUGUAUACUACAUCAUUUUGCGGUUUCAUGUGGACGCGGAUAUUUCUUGAGACGAGGAAAAAAAAGAUCGGAUUGGGGUAAACUCCGUCUCCGUGUGGACGGGGCCCAAAUGUUGCAUUCAUGAAGGGCUUUGGCUGAAACGAGCACAGUCGAUGCUUAGAUAUUGAGAUGUUUAGAUAUUUAAUGAUGUGUCUCUGUGAACGUCUGUUUUUUUGAUACUUUGUAUUUACCAGAUGUAGGACUUCAGGACGUAACAUUGUGUGAGGAGUGUAAUAGGCUGUGACUAUUAUUUACGUUGUACAUUUUCAAUGUAUUUCUUAUUUGAUGAUGUUCUUUGGUCUAUAUGACAACAGCUUUAUGUUUGUGUUUUUUCGUUAUUAAAUACUGAAAACACA